GGAAAGGGAGGAAAAAAUCGUCGUCGAGGCAAGAACGAAAACGAUGCCGAAAAGCGCGAGCUAAUAUUCAAAGAAGAUGGCCAGGAAUAUGCUCAAGUGGUAAAAAUGCUCGGAAACAACCGAUUGCAGGCGUUCUGUUUCGACGGUGUCGCAAGAAUGUGCCAUAUUCGAGGCAAACUUCGUAAGAAGGUGUGGAUCAACGCUGGGGACAUCAUACUCAUAGGGCUUCGAGAUUUUCAGGACAAAAAAGCGGAUGUUAUCUUGAAAUACAACGCCGAUGAAGCUCGCAAUUUGAAAACCUACGGAGAACUUCCAGAAACAGGUAAUGUGUUUCAACAGUAUCUUUUUUCUGAUAAAUCUGAAACUGCGGAUGUGUCGGAAGGAACUGUAGGUGUAGGAAGAUGUUAA
Molecule: messenger RNA, 408 nt
Organism: Soboliphyme baturini
Lineage: Eukaryota; Metazoa; Nematoda; Enoplea; Dioctophymatida; Soboliphymatidae
Source: the annotation of a GenBank genome assembly